AUGCCUUUGUUUUGUUUGGGAAGCUCAUAUGAACUGGUGCUUGCUGCAAAGGACAUAUUUGAAAGAAGAAGCUUACUAGUUGAUGCGAGCAGAACAUCAUUGCUUCUUGUGUUCUCAGGCGCUUUGCUUAUGGUGUUCCAGGGUCAAGCGUACAAGAACAUUGCACUUUCAAUAGUAAUUAGAUUAUCAAUGAUUGCGAUCGAUCCAACAAUAUGCACUAGAAUCGUGCAAGCCGAUGAAGUUGGAAUUCUUUCAAGCAUUAUCGAAGUUUUCAACAGGGCGUUGUUGAGAGAGUUGUUUUUCUGUGCAUUAUGCAUCUGCAUAGCAUUUGUCACAAACACAUGUGUAGUUCCGAUUCUAUGGUUGAUUUCUGCAAUUGUUGGAUCAUCGCUUGCAAAUAAGAUCUUCACGAGCGCUUUAGUUGAGACUGGAUCCGGAGAGAUUGUCUCGCAUUUCAUAUGCUUCUAUGCACUUGUUUUGAUUGUAGGGAGAUUUGAGCAGAUUAAGAACGCAUUUUAUGCAGUUUUCUUUAGUUCUAUUGGUGUAAUGCUGAUGUGGAUUGUUCUUGAGAUUAUUUUGAAGCGUGACCUGGGUGUGGAUGCAGUAAAUCAGGUGAUAUGGAAGUCGCCGAUUAGGAUUUUCAGAAUACCACAGGCAUAUCCAUUUAUUGCGUUGAUGGGGAUUGGAGUAGGAUUCCAGAUGAGGAUGAAAGGGCUGUUUAUUGCAAUGAAGAAAUGGAGACGAAGGAUGGCUGUGGUUAUUAGAAAGAGCGAGAAUAAGAUAAUAGAGGCUUGA
Messenger RNA from Ordospora colligata OC4, 795 nucleotides. RefSeq lists its product as uncharacterized. The record is from RefSeq and is a predicted model, not a curated record. NCBI's taxonomy places the organism in Eukaryota, Fungi, Microsporidia, Ordosporidae. The coding region runs from base 1 to 795 and encodes 264 amino acids. The transcript has a single exon.